GGGUGAUGUCGAACGAGCAGCAGAGAGAGCGUACCGCAAUUGCUAUGGCGACUGGAUCAGAAGUAAAAGUUGAGGAAUGUUUUCAGUGUUUGCUCUGCAACCAACCAGUCACCAAGCCCAAACUUCUCCAGUGUCUUCAUACCUUUUGUGUAGAUUGCCUGCAGCAAGAAAGGAGUGGAACAGGUGUCAAAUGUCCCAUCUGUGAGAUGGUGACUAGGGGAGAUCCUAGCUCCUUACAGGACAACAUACUUGUGGCAAAUCUACAGAACAAAGUGAAGAAACAUCGUCAGAUUCUCGACACUGCAGAGCUGUCCUGUACCUCCUGUGAAGCCAGCACUUCUCCUGAAGCCAACACUCCUCCGGAGUUCAUGUGCCUUGAGUGUGACAAGUUUCUGUGUAGCAAGUGCUUUCACAUACAUCAAGUGCUGAUGAUUGAUCAUCAGAAGCAUGUUCAGACCUUGGGGACACUGAGAAAACUGGAUUCUGAUGAGUUCUUGAAGAUCCUUACAAGACCAAAGCAUCUUUUUUGCAGUACUCAUGAUGAUCAGCAAAUUAGUCUAUACUGCAGGACUUGCUCAGUGUGGUUGUGUGUCCUGUGCUUGGUGCUGGAACAUAAGGACCACAACUGCUGUGGUAUCAGGAAGCAGAUUGUCACAUUCAAGAAUGAUCUGAGAGAGACGCUGGGGUCAGUACAAGAGAAUGAGACAAAGUUUAGUAAAACACAGGAGGACCUGGAGAUGCUUGUAGACAAGCUGAACAAUGAUAAAUAUAAAAUGGAAGAGCUCAUUAAUGCAAGAGUUAGAGCUGCCAUUGAAAAGGUGAAGGAGGAGGAGAGCAGGCUCCUGAAUGAGCUGAAGGACCUUCACUCAGCCAGAGUACAGAAGUUGCAGGAAAGUUUAACAAGAACAGAGAAUACACUAAAAAGAAUGACUGUCAGCAAAACUUUGGUGUCACAGUUGCUUCGCUAUGCCACAGAGCAGGAGAUCUUGGAGCUUCAAGGAACUGUUAAAUCAGCACUCCUCGGCCUCCAGAGAGAGCAGCCUCUUGAUGUACAAAUGGAGAACGCAGUGAUAAAUUUUCAGGAAUGUUGGGCCCUUCCAAAGAAAAUGCUGGGCAACCUGAUCAUCUCAAAAAUGAAAUUAAACUCAGUUCCUGAUGAGAACGUACAGUUGCCUCAAUACAAUAAUCCAGAAAGGUGUGGUACAAAGGAUUCGAUGCAGAGAUCUCUGAAAUACUGCGACAAAAGGAAAUGUGAUGCACAAGCAGAAACUCUACCUCCUAUGAAACAGUGUGUGAAGGAGGAGGCAAGCAAGAGUGCAGAGGCAACUGUCACUAUUUCUUCUUCCAACAACAGUACAUGCAGUUCUGUCCCUUGCAUAGAGAGCGUCACUUCCUAUGCCCAGGACAAUGAAAGGCGAACAGAUUCUUCCAUUCUAGAUACAGUAGUGGAGCUAAUACAAAUAGAUUCAGAAGAUUCCAACUGAGAUUCAUCGGAGGUGAAUAUCCUAAUGUGAUGUGUGUCUGAAAAGUUUGAAGCAGAAGUGCAGAGAGCAGCUGUCUUCAGCAAGCAAUCUUUAAUAUUUGUAACAAACUGGAGUGCAUUGCCUGAAAGGGAGGCAGAACAAAUUUCAGCAGAUUCAAAAGACAAUUGAAAAUUUACAAGGAAAAGUGUGGAAAAACUGAGAAGAUACCUCCAAUCUGUGUUUGUUAAUGUGGUGCUGUAUGAUCUGAAACAGAGAAAACAAGAGCAGAGAUGGACCAUUCAACAUCACCAUGGCCUGAUCAUCCUACUCAGUCCCCUGUUCCUGCUUUCUUCUCAUAUCCUUUGAGCCCCAAAACCUACAACUCACUCCUUUUUGAAAACAAUGUUUUGGGCUCAGCUGCUUUAUGUGAUAGUGAAUUCCAAAGGCUCACUAAUCUCUGGAUGAAGAAAUUUCUCAUCUCAGUUCUAAAUGACCUACCUGGUAUACUUAGAUUGUGAUCCCUGAUUGAUCAUUACAAAAUAUAUUCAGAGAAAUUGGGAAGAGGGGGGGACAGCGAUCUGCACUCAUAUAUUCUUGCAUAUAUAUAUUGGUCUUACUUCUAGCAAUUUCCUUAUUUUAAAGAUUUAUAUUUAGACAUUGUUGGACUAAUACAUUAUUUUUAAACAAUCAAUAUCUAUUGCGCAGUGCAAACUGUGACAAAUGCAAUAUUUUCCCAGGUCAGGACCCAUUGUUUUGUUGAAUACUGGUCAACCCUGUUUAAACUGUCUCAUGACACACUCGAAGGCCAAGUACAUUACUGUGUGCUUAUACAGUAAAGAACAGCCCCCAGUACACCAUCAAGAAAAGUACUGAGAAGCCAGGCAAACUAUUACAGUAAAUGCAGAGAUGGGAUUAUUCUGCUGUGCUUAAGCUGGUGUUUUAUGAUCACAUCCAAAUUUCUGUUCAAGUCACUCACUAUUCUGACUUGGAAAUAUAUCACUGUUCCUUCACUGCCACAGGGUUAAAAUCCUGGAAUUCCCUCCCACGUGGAGUGCAGUGGUUUCAAGAAGACAUCACCUUCUCAACAGCAUUUGGGGACGGGCAAUAAAUGCUGACCACCAUUGAUGCCCAGCUCCCAAAAGUGAAAUAAAACCAUAAAAAAUCUAAUCACUCAAGUCACAAAUGACAUCAUAAAUAAUCAUUCCUCCUCAUCCUUCCUCAGCUGUCUGCAGUCUUGAACAUGGUAACCACACCAUCUUCCUCCAAUGACUCCCCAGCAUUAUCCACUGAGUGGGAUGCUCUCACCUGGUUCCAUUCUUAACUAAUUAUAGCCAGAGAAACAAUUGCAGUGACCUCUCUUUCUGCUCCACACAGUUACAUCUGGUGCCUCUCAAAAUCCCCCACACCAGUUCUUUUAUCUUCUUCACAAAGUAAGUUAUGAAAGAGGACUUGAGGAAUUUUCAAAGGAAUAUAGAUAAGUUAAGUGUGCAGGCAAAAAUUUGACAGGUGCAGCAUAAUGUGGGGAAGUAUGAUCUUGUACACUUUGGCAGGAUGAAUAUCAUCAGAAAAUGAAAAUACCAGAUGAGCCCUCUCCUGUGCUGUAAUGACUCCACAGCAUAGAAUGAAGUGAUUGUAACUGCUGUCAGGAUAACAUGCACUGUCCUGGAACAUGUGCUGCUUGUGAUCACACAACAUCUGCAUGUUGAGGCAGUGGAAUCCCUUUGGGUUUCAGAAAAUGGCUGAUUUCACAAGAGGUGCUCAGAAGGCAAUGUGUGGUCAGUCAGUGACAUUCUGCAAGGCCAAAGUCAGCAAUCUAAGGAAACCCGUGUAACGUGCUCCUCCUAUAUGUUUCGUCCUACAGGGAGAACUAGCCAUUUAGAUACAGAACUGACUUGAAGGGAGAGGACUAGAUGAGUCUCUCCUGUGCUGUAAUGACUCCACAGCAUAGAAUGAAGUGGUGAUGGAGGGUUGCUUUUCUAACUGGAGGCCUGUGACCAAUGGUGUGCCAUAAGGAUCGGUGUUGAAUCCACUACUUUUCUUCAUUUAUAUAAAUGAUUUGGAUGUGAACAUAGGAGAUAUAGUUAGUAAGUUUGCAGAAGACAUCAAAAUUGGAGGUGGACAGUGAAGAAGGUUACUUCAGAUUUCCACAGAAUCUUGAUCAGAUGGGCCAGUAGGCUGAGGAGUGGCAGAUAGAGUUUAAUGUAUAUAAAUGUGAGGUGCUUAAUUUUGGGAAAGCAAAUCAGAGCAGGACUUGUACACUUCUAGGGAGUGUUGCUGAACAAAGAGACCUUGGAGUGCAGGUUCACAGCUCCUUGAAAGUAGAGUCGCAGAUAGAUAGGAUAGUGAAGCAGGCGUUUAGUAUGCUUUCCUUUAUUGGUCAGACCACUGAGUGUAGGAGCUGGCAUGCAUUGUUGCAGCUGUACAGGACAUUGGUUAGGCCACUUUUGGAAUAUUGCAUGCAAUUCUGGUCUCCUUCCUGUCAGAAGGAUGUUGUGAAACUUGAAAGGGUUCAGAAAAGAUUGACAAGGAUGCUGCCAGGGUUGGAGGAUUUGAGUAAUAGGGAGAGGUUGAACAGGCUGGGGAUGUAUUCCCUGGAGCGUCAGAGUCUGAGGGGUGACCUUAUAGAGGUUUAUAACAUCAUGAGGAGCAUGGAUAGGAUAAAUAGACAAGGUUUUUUUCCCUGGGUUGGGGGAGUCCAGAAUGAGUGGGCAUAGGUUUAAGGUGAGAGGGGAAAGAUAUAAAAGGGACCUAAAGGCAACCUUUUUACACAGAGUGGUGUGUGUAUGGCAUGAGCUGCCAGAGGAAGUGAAGGAGGCUGGUACAAUUACAGCAUUUAAAAGGCAUCUGAAUAGAAAUGGUUUAGAGGGAUCUGGAACAAGUGCUGGCAAAUGGAACUAGAUUAGGAUAUCUGGUUGGCAUGGAUGAGUUGGACCGAAGAGUCUGUUUCCAUGCUGUACAUCUUUAUGACUCUUGUGGAUCCAGAUACUCAGUGGCCUCCUUUAUGCAGCAGCAUAUUAGAGAGAUCUCCUGAGGAACCAGAUAUGUAAUGGAUAUUUGGUUCCUCAGGGCAUGGUUCAUGUCACCCUGAUCAGACUGUGCUGUGCUUACAUUCUGAACUGUAGCAGUUGUUAGAUUUCAGUCACAAAAUUUUCAGUGAAACAAACAUCUUGAGCAUUAAUUCUCACUGAGAUUCAGAGUUGGUCCUCAAAAUUCCUUGGUAAUUAAGGCCUCCUUUCUGUAGCUUGUCCUGUUCUGUUUGACCUUUCCUCAUUCUCCCAGUUGUAGGGACAUAGAUUAAAGCUUGCAUUCAUUGAUUCCUGCAGUUUUACAUUUUUCCAUUUUAUUUCAGUUAUGCUUUUAAUUUUAAGGGAAUUUUUAUGGAACACUUUUUAAAAUGAAAACUGCUUUGUAUACAUUGUGUUGUUAAUUACAUAAUCAACAAUAAUCUUGGUAAUUGUAGUUUUGUUUUACCCCCCCCACCCCCAAGGAAUCCUAGGCAGACAUGGUUUUGUUUGAACUAUUGUUUUUCUAUUAGAUUUGCCGAAAUAGUUUCCUACCCAAUGACCCCCUAACUAUAAGCCAGGACAAUGAAUAACCUUGCAUUUGGGUAAGUCAAUUAUGGUGUGGAGACAGGGGAUGGAAUUUUAUUGUUGGACAAUAUAACUUGACUGAUGGUAAGUGAGAAACAAUCAGAAGGAUUUACAAACAGCUCGAGUUGUAUGGAACCGGUGUACCUCAUUGUGCCUGAAAGUAUUUGAUAAGGACUCAUUGUUCUAAGAUUCUUGCUGGAGAAAGUCUAGGUAAGGUCUCAAAAGGCUGAAUGGAUGGAGAAAUUGGAUGUAAAGGUGUCACAGCAUCCAGUGUUCGCUGCUGCUGCCAGUGAUAUCUCGUCCACCACAAAAGACAGCAAGGAAGGAACAUUUAUGCAGUGACUGGAGAGUGAUCCUGUGUAAGGUCAUUGAAAGAUGAUAUGUACCAAGGUAACUGCACCAUUUUUGGGAGCUGUCAUGAACACACAAUUUUUGUUUUUUUUAGAAAAACAUUUAAAAACAUUUCUUGAACCAGGCCAAUUUGGGGUUACUAUUUGUGCUAAAAUAAAAAUGUUAUUUUCUUUCAAUAUAUACCUACAUACAGAGAAUCUGUACAGUGUGUAAAUAGGUCAUUUGGCUCAACAAGUCCACCCAGACCUAUUCCCUUACCCUAUUUCUCAACAUUCCCCCUGACUAAUGCACCUAACCUACACAUCCCUGAACACUACGGGCAAUUUCCCAUAGCCAAUUCACCUAGCCGGCACACCUUUGGACCGUGGGAGAAAACUGGAGCAUUUGGAGGAAGACACAGCGAGAAUGUACAAACUCCAAACAGACAGUUGCCCGAGGCGGAAAUUGAACCUGGGUCCCAGACGUGCAGUGCUACCCACUGAGCCACUGUGCUGACCAGGUUCUUUCUUUUUUCUCUUUUCUGCUAUUGUUUAUAAUU
This is a messenger RNA of Hemiscyllium ocellatum (epaulette shark), 5942 nucleotides long. RefSeq names its product protein PML-like. The transcript has 6 exons. The coding region runs from base 6 to 1484 and encodes 492 amino acids. Lineage: Eukaryota; Metazoa; Chordata; Chondrichthyes; Orectolobiformes; Hemiscylliidae. Gene Ontology annotation, cellular component: nucleoplasm; chromatin; PML body. Gene Ontology annotation, biological process: positive regulation of DNA-templated transcription; PML body organization; intrinsic apoptotic signaling pathway in response to DNA damage. Gene Ontology annotation, molecular function: ubiquitin-protein transferase activity; zinc ion binding. The record is from RefSeq and is a predicted model, not a curated record.